UCAAUCCAAUAUACUGAACCAACCCGUUAAUAUUGAGCUUUGCGGUGCCGGUGGUGUGGAAAAAGGCCAACCUUUCACAGAGAAGCAACAACUCUGUUCAAUAUUCCGAAAAUGUCCUCUCUCCCACGAGAACUAUGGACCAAAAUUCUUGAAAUCGGAAUCCAAAAUAACGGUUUAACCUACAAAGAUCUUUGCUGCAUCUCCAUCUCAUGCCGUCUUCUUCAUCGUCUCUCCUCCGAAGACUCUCUCUGGAACCACCUUCUCUCCAUCGAUUUCCCUCUUUCUCCUCCUUCUUCUUCUUAUUUGGCUUAUAGGACCUCCAAAACCGUUUAUAGUUUAAAGUUUGUUAGAGACAAGGAGAGGAAAAAUGCUGCUCAUAGGAGGGUUGUAUUGAGGAAGGAGAGUCAAAUUGGUGAACAUUAUAGAAAGCUCCUUGUUUUUCAGACACAAUUGUCUCGAGAGAAAAGCAAAGCCAUUGAAACUUCUACUGAGUUGUCCCAUUUGCGUAGAGUCAGAGAAGCCUCUGUAGCUUUGAAUGUAUGGCAACCUGAGGUUGUUCGGGGUAGGCAAAAACAGAUGGUGGAACAAUGUGUUGUGCCUGCCGAAUCUCGGAUACGCGCGCUUGAGAUGGAACUCAGGCUUUGUAAGCAACAGAUUUUGGGGUUGGAGAAGUCCCAUAGAGAUGAACAGCGUAGGCUUGAUACUGCAGAGGAAGAGUUAGAAUCUAUGAAGUAUCAUCCUCUUCGGAAGAAUGAACAUAACAUCAGGAAGAAUGAACAUAAAGUCAAGCGGAAGAAGUUGAAAAGCUGCCAUAGUUCCAAAAGCAUUGAAUUGGACGACAAGUAAUACUCUGAGGAGAUAAAAUUUGCCGGUCUUCGGUCUCUCGUCCAUUUGAACACUGAGAAGUUUUUCCUGCCAUGAAGCCUAACUGCACUUGGUGGAGAGGAUGUAAUUAGCUAUAAGGAUUGAAACCCGAUCAAGGAAGUAGAAACUUAAUAGAGAAAAGGGGUACUGUAAACAUGGUGUGUAACUUAAGUUCCGAUGUCAUUUGGAUUUAGCAAAUGCAUUAAAAAGUGUUAAUACUAUUAGUUGGCAUAGUAAUAAUCAUAUUGUACCUAUUCUGCUAUUAUUUAUGUGUCGAUUUCUACCGUUUGUUGAAAACCUUCAUGAUAAUUUUUUUUUUCUUUACUUAUGGUUGGAGAACUUUUAUUGUGUUAAAUAUCAUGCUGCAGGAGUUGUUAGGUGUGAACUAAUUGC
Molecule: messenger RNA, 1257 nt
Organism: Trifolium pratense (red clover)
Lineage: Eukaryota; Viridiplantae; Streptophyta; Magnoliopsida; Fabales; Fabaceae
Product: F-box protein SKIP24-like
Exons: 5
Coding region: 112-846 (244 amino acids)
Molecular function (GO): protein binding
Source: RefSeq, a predicted model, not a curated record